Molecule: messenger RNA, 1254 nt
Organism: Mugil cephalus (flathead mullet)
Lineage: Eukaryota; Metazoa; Chordata; Actinopteri; Mugiliformes; Mugilidae
Gene: cd63
Product: CD63 molecule
Exons: 8
Coding region: 175-897 (240 amino acids)
Cellular component (GO): membrane
Source: RefSeq, a predicted model, not a curated record
CAGCGGACGAAGAGGAGGAGGAAGAAGAGGGGGAGGAGGGGGCAGAGCAGCGAGGGGGAGGAGGAGAAGUACUAACGGCAUAACUUUCUUGGAAACUUCAACACAUUGUCGCCUUCGCCCCUAGUCGCACGAUUGGAAAGACGUCCUUAUAAAGAAACUUGAUCAACCGCAGCCAUGGGUGUGGAAGGGGGAAUGAAAUGUGUCAAGUAUCUAAUAUUCUUCUUCAACUUCAUUUUCUUGUUAUGUGGCCUGGCAUUGAUCGUUUUGGGAAUCAUGGUUCAGGUGUCUCUACACAACACCGUUGUCAUCAGUAAUUUGUCAGCCUCCGGAGCUCCCAUUGUGAUCACCGUAGUCGGUGUGGUGAUUUUCUUCAUCGCCUUCUUCGGUUGCUGCGGCGCCUGGAAAGAAAGCUACUGCAUGGUCACCACGUUUGCCAUCCUUCUCUCAUUGAUCAUCAUUGUUGAGAUUGCUGCGGCAAUCACUGGAUACAUCUACAGGAACAAAAUCUCCACCGUCGUCCAAGAUAGUCUCACUGAAAUGAUUACUAAUUACAAAAAUGCCACAGAAGAAUUCAGAGAGUCUUUGGAUACGCUGCAGCAGAGUCUGAAAUGCUGUGGUGUAAACAGCUCUGCCGACUGGAAAAGCUUCGCUCCCGAUGGCAACUCGGUGCCUGACUCAUGCUGCCUGAAUGUCACUAAAGACUGUGGAAAAGAUGCUAUGACGGAUGCCUCCAAAGUGUACACGGAGGGUUGUCAUGAUUCUUUGGUGGAGCUGCUGAAGAAGAACCUCUUGUGGGUGCUAGUUGCAGUCCUCAUUGUUGCGUUCCUUCAGAUAAUGGGCAUCGUGUUCGCCUGCAUGUUGAUGAGAGGCAUCCGCAGUGGCUACGAGGUCAUGUGAUUCAUACCUGCUUAGGAGCUAGCUUACGUCACACUUAUUCAGAGCUUCAUUUUGUUCAUCUUAUACUUGCCAUUUAAUCCACAGAACAAUAUAUGUCUCCCUUUUUCUUAUUUGAAAUCCUAUUUUAAUAGGUUAACAAUGUUUCUGCUUUGAUGCUGUACAUGCAUAGUAAUGGGAAAUGGUAGAAGUCUUUAAUGUUCACGCUAGUGUCAGCAUUUGUUCUCGUUUAUGAGGAAUUCUAAUGUCUCAUAUAUAGGUUGUUCUGUUCAAGACCUUUGAUCUGUUUGGUGUUCAGUUUAUUUCAAAAUUUUGUGGUUUCCAGUUUUUGUUUUUAUUAAAGACUUCCAGUUAAUCAGA